Molecule: messenger RNA, 2181 nt
Organism: Egretta garzetta (little egret)
Lineage: Eukaryota; Metazoa; Chordata; Aves; Pelecaniformes; Ardeidae
Exons: 6
Biological process (GO): viral process
Source: RefSeq, a predicted model, not a curated record
GCCCUGGGGGCGCUGGCGGAGCUAGUGUCGUCGCGGGGCAAUUUUGGGGCGUACCGGCGGGCCUGGGGGGCGUGCCGGGGGUUCCGGCUGCCGCUGCUGGCCGUGCACCUGAAGGACCUGGCGGCGCUGGACGCGGCUGGUCGCCACCGAAGGCAACAAGUUGCCUCCAAAGGCAACAAGUGGCCACCAAAGGCCACAAGUGGUGCUGAAACCUGGGAAACUCGCCUGGAAUCAGGUGACCAGCGGCCGGAGCGGCAGGACCAGCCCGGCGGGGAGGACGCUCCCGGCCCACCAAGGAGGAUGGAAGCCCUUGUGAAGGUCGUAUCACAAUUGCAUAAACAGUGGGGUAUUGAUUGUAAACCCAAAGAUUUUACUCUCGCAGUUGCGAGGCUUUUGCAAAUCGGGGUCAUUGACCAGCCGGUGGAUAUUCUCCACCCCGAAGUGUGGGAUAAGUGCACUAAGGCACUAGCUGAGGAAACGAUGUCCUCGGGUAGUGGGAAAAAUCUUAAGUCGUGGGGGAAAGUUGUACAGGCCCUGCAGAAGGCCAUACAAGAGCAGGAGACCUGGAAGGCGGCAAAGAACUGUUUGCUAGCCACCCCAAAAUUGGGAGUCGGGGCGGCCACACAGACUUUGUGCCCCCCGGACGGUGAUGAUUCUGCUAAUCUUAAAGAUCCGCAAGAGGGCGACGCGUCCCCUCAAGUUCCAGAUUCCGAUCUACUCACGGAGGGACAGAGACGAGCUAAAUCCUUCUGGGGCGGGUUAGCCGAGGCGGCUAGAGGCGCUGCGGAAAAAUCGGAGUCAGAGGGAAUCUGGACUAAACCGCCACCCUAUGCGCCCCAAGAUGGCGCCGAAGAAAAAAGGGGCGGACGCGGCGAAAAUGCCCCUGACGGGAUGAGAGAGGAGAACAAAGGAGAAGGGGGUGAUAACAGUAACCAGGGAGGAGAAAAGAAGAUAAGCGAGGGGCAGAGAGCUAAUCAGAACGUGCUUUUUGGAAAGUGCUCCUAUAGGGUUAACUCCCCAUCGAGCGGAAGGCGGGGCGAGCCAAGGGGGAGGGAACGGCCUGCCCACAAGGGAACUGGGCGGGGCCGGAGCCUGACAAAAAGGUACUGGGGACCGGAAGCGACCAGUCAGUCGAGUUCCGACUCUGACUCAUACACCAGCUGGGAUGAGUGGUUCGCAACAGAUUCAAGCUCGGAAGAAGAAGCAGCAGAGAUAAACAGAGUCAGAAGCCGAAAUAUCCCCAUCCAAAUUAAAGAAAAAUCGCGAGGGGGAGAAUUCCCUCUCACAGACUGGAGGAAAAUAAAGAUCGCGUGCGCCGAUUGGGCCCCAUCGGCCGCGCUAGCAUUCCCAGUCCGAGUGACGGAGGGGGGACAAAGAGUCUACACACCAAUAAACCCCAAAGAUAUACAAGCGAUUGUUAAGGCAAUUGCAGACAAAGGGGUUAAUUCUGCUAUGGUCUCCACCCUCAUAGAUGGUGUUUUCGGGGGAGACGACAUGCUCCCGUUUGAUAUAAAACAAACUUGUAGAUUGAUCUUUGACGGGGCAGGAAUGAUUGUUUUCAAACAAGAAUGGGAAGAAAACUGUGCAAGGCAACUAGCCCAAGUGGCCGGAGCCGAUCACCCACUGCAUGGCUCCAGCCUGCAGCGGGUGAUGGGCACAGAUCCCCCAAUGAUCACCCCCCCGGCGCAAGCCCAGGGCCUGCGGGCCCAUGAAGUUAUGGCUCGCGCGGCCAGAGAAGCUAUUCGCACAGCCUCCAGAGUCAUCGCCAAACCAUCGCCAUGGUCCACAAUAAAGCGAAGUGAAAGGGAGAGCUUUACACAAUUUGUAGAUGGUCUCCAAGCGGCGUGGCAAGUGCUGCCUCAAGGAAUGAUCAACUCGCCUACUAUCUGCCAGAUUGCGGUAGAUCGGGCGUUGACACCGGUCCGGCGCAGUGAUCCGACCACGACCAUCAUUCAAUAUAUGGACGAUAUCUUAAUUGCCGCGCCGUCGGGAAGUCAGGUGGACCAGCUAGUGUCAACAGUCUCGGAAAUCCUGAAAACAAAUGGGUUCGAAAUCGCGAGCGCGAAAAUUAAAAGAGGACCGUGUGGUUGGAUCAUCGGACACCCCCGUAACCCGGACACCCCAGUGACAGGAGAAGAUGACCAGUUGACGCCCACCAACAUCUCGACCUUUAAUACGUAA